Molecule: messenger RNA, 3147 nt
Organism: Cucurbitaria berberidis CBS 394.84
Lineage: Eukaryota; Fungi; Ascomycota; Dothideomycetes; Pleosporales; Cucurbitariaceae
Product: phosphatidylinositol 4-kinase-like protein PIK1
Exons: 3
Coding region: 186-2957 (923 amino acids)
Biological process (GO): phosphatidylinositol-mediated signaling; phosphatidylinositol phosphate biosynthetic process
Cellular component (GO): cytoplasm; membrane
Molecular function (GO): 1-phosphatidylinositol 4-kinase activity
Source: RefSeq, a predicted model, not a curated record
UAUGCAGACCAUGUCGGCAUCCACUAUGUGCUCUGUUCCAAGCUGCGCCAGUUUGCCUACGAGGAGCUCGAGUUCUUCCUCCCGCAGUACGUCGCCGUGACCCAAUUGCCGACCCCACGAACAGCUAGCUUACACAGGCGGGCAACAGGCUAUGUCACCUCCUUAUAAGCAUCGACAAUGAGUCCAUGGCCCUGGAGGAGUUCAUAAUAGACUUGUGCGAGGAAUCUGUCAACGGCGCGCUUCUGACGUUCUGGCUAUUCCAAACCUACCUCCACGACCUUGCGAGCGCCCCGAGCUCAAUCGCCUUCCAGACGUGUCGGAGGAUAUACAAUCGUGUGCAGCGCAUCGUCUUUGGCUCUGCCGAGCCCCAACGGAGAGAAAAGAUCAAGGAGAACGUCUUGCCUGUCACCCUACUCUCAAGUUUAGUCCUAGCGAGCAUUGCAGCGCCAUUCUUGCCCGUGCAUGCUGGACCGUUGGCCAUUGCCCAGGCGCGGAAACCGAGGCCCAUCGAGGACAUCAUCUCGGACAAUGUACAGACGGCGAAAGUGGGGAGGAGCAAUACAGUGGCGUCAGCAUCACCACGACUGAAACAGAGGAGGACUGGAAAGGGAUAUUCAGACCCAGAAGAUGGCCGGUCGUCCAAGCCUUCUUCGCCCCGACCCAAGGAGGCGCGAGACUCUAAAGACGUGAGGAAACCGGCUGCACGACCGCCAAAUACCCCACGAGCGCCUUCGAUGCAACAUCGGCCAUCGCUGCUGUCAGUCGCACACGACGCCCGUCUAAGCUCGUCAUCCUUACCAGACUUUCGAGAUUCCCGGACGUCUCCACUACCUACACCUCCUGCAACUGCUGGGUUAGGACCAAAGCCAGACCACUUCGGCCCUCGCAGGCUUAUAUCACAGCCAUCAAGACCUCUCACACCGACUGCAUUUUCUCGUUCGCAAAAGGUGCGACUGCUGCGAUCGAACUAUUUCCGGAACGAGACCCAGUUUCUAAGUGCUCUUGAAGAUAUUUCCAAUCGCCUAGUCGUUGUCCCGAAACCCGCUCGUCUGAGCGCUUUAAGGGCGGAGCUCGCUCUGAUUGCCCAGGAUCUGCCAACUGAAGUUGACAUACCCACCCUUUCUCCCCCGACUCUCAAGGACGGAAUUGCUUCGCAGAGUCAACAUCAUCGGAUAGUGCGAAUCAACCCAGCCGAAGCUACCAGUCUCAACAGUGCAGAGCGAGUGCCCUAUCUACUGAUGGUAGAAGUCUUGCAGGAGGACUUUGACUUUGACCCAGAUACAGAGCAAAAUCAACAACUUUUAGAGAAGCUCAUGUUGGAGAAGGGGACAUCACGACGACGCCUUUUCGACAUCACCAGCGCCGAAUACCUCGCGCUUGAUAGAACACCGCCGAAUGGAGUUGACAGUGUCUUUGAACCUGCUAAUGGUGACCUCGGUAGCACCUCGCUCAUCAAGGAUCUGGAUGGAGAUGAUAUUGCCUCUGGAUUAGCACGAGUUACACUACCGAGUACAAGCGCCAACGGAAAAGCCACGGCACCCAGAUCAUCAAGUAGAGCUAAUACUUCAUCUUCGAUGGCCACUUUAUCUACUCCACGAACGUCAGAUUCGGCGAUCAGCAGGUCCAACAGCCCUGUACCUCUGCACAGGAGAAUGACAAUUGCCAGCAGUAGCAAUCGAGGAAUCCAGAGUGUCGACCAGACGGACUUCUCCGCCCUUGCAACGCACAUGCGAACAGCUGCGCAAAUGCUCGCACAGCUUGAAGCGAGCAGUGCGAAACGGCCAAAGACCGAAGUUGCAGCCAUCAAAGCCAAGAUUAUCGCAAGCAUGCAGAGUUUAGAAGAGCAGAACUUUCUUCUGGAGGACCAGGGUCCAACAUUUGACACAAUCUUGGCAGAGUCAGAUCCGACAGCCAUUACAGCAGAGCCGGAAGAUCUUGAAGGGGGAAUGGUGGACACAACUAACUCUGGGGCAGGUGCAGCCCGUAUGGAAAAUGACCUCAAGACUGGUGGAAUGCGAAGAAAAGGCGACCGAGACGAUCCCAGCGCCGCGACUUUUGGUGAAGAGUGGAGUGCGAAGCGGGAGCGCGUACGACGAUCCUCACCCUACGGUCACAUGAAAAACUGGGAUCUCAUCAGUGUUAUCGUUAAGACGGGCGCAGAUCUGCGCCAGGAGGCAUUCGCCUGUCAGCUCAUUGAAGUAUGCGCAAAGAUCUGGGAAGAAGCCAACGUACCCGUUUGGACAAAGCGAAUGCGCAUCCUUGUUACAGGGGAAUCAUCUGGCCUCAUCGAAACAAUUACCAACGGCGUCUCCCUCCACUCCCUCAAACGCAGUUUAACACUAGCCAGCAUAGCAGCUGGGACCAACCCCCGCAAACGCAUCGCCACUCUCAAAGACCACUGGCUCAAGACUUUUGGCGAGCCAGAGUCGGAGUCUUACAUCGCCGGUGUAGAUGCGUUUACGCGCUCUUUAGCUGCAUAUAGCAUGAUAUGCUACGUCCUUCAACUCAAAGAUCGGCACAAUGGAAACCUCCUCAUCGACAAUAUGGGCCACAUCAUCCACAUUGAUUUCGGCUUCAUGCUGUCGAAUUCCCCAGGAUCUAUGGGUUUCGAAGCUGCGCCCUUCAAGUUGACACAAGACUACGUCGAUGUUCUCGGUGGCGUCACUAGUCCUGCGUUUGAAGAGUUCAAAGCCUUGUCUAAGAGAGCAUUCCAGGCUCUCAGGAAGGACGCGGAGAGACUGAUCAUGCUUGUCGAUCUGAUGAGCAAGCAGAGUAAGAUGGAUUGUUUCAAAGCGGGAGCAGCGAGCGUCACAAAUUCGCUGAGGGCGAGACUCAUGCUACACUUGAGCCGUGAAGAGGCAGAGACUUUUGUCGAUGAGUUGAUUGCGAAAAGUGUGGGGAGUUAUUAUACCCGGCUUUACGAUACUUUCCAGUACCGCACGCAAGGCAUAUACUAGUGGUGUUUUUGCAGCACCUUAUCCUAUCCUGAUACGUAUUCUAGCUCUUGGCCUGUUACCUGCAUUUCCCCGGCGUCAUCUCGCGAGUCUCGUAGAAAGUUUGGGUAGAAGAACAAUUGCAGUAGCAGUUCAGCCAAAAAAAUUCAAUCUUAUAUCUUGGAGAGACACCACGCUCUCUUCCUGCAGCUAG